Molecule: messenger RNA, 3111 nt
Organism: Ilex paraguariensis (yerba mate)
Lineage: Eukaryota; Viridiplantae; Streptophyta; Magnoliopsida; Aquifoliales; Aquifoliaceae
Source: the annotation of a GenBank genome assembly
AUGGGUUCUCUAACAUUAGAGAAGGCCUUUUUCCUUGCUUUAUUUGUCCCAAUACACAUAUGUUUAUGCUCAACCAAUGCUACUUCUGCUUCUGCUAGAGAAGCUACUUCUCUCCUCAAAUGGAAAGCCAGCCUUCAAAAUAGCUCUUGCCUAACUUCAUGGACUAUCUCUCCUAAUAAAGCUUCCAAUUCUUCAAGCCAUCCAAAUCCUAGUGCCAGCCCAUGCACUUGGUUUGGAGUUUCAUGCAAUAACAAUAGAAGCAUUGUUAGAUUGAACCUCACAACUUCAAGUCUACAAGGUACGCUCUAUGACUUUCCAUUCUCAUCUCUUUCGAAUCUUGCGUAUCUUGAUAUCAGUCUGAAUGAACUCUCUGGUCCAAUCCCACCUCAAAUAGGUCAACUCUCCAAACUCAUCUAUCUUGAUUUGUCUGUCAAUCUACUUUCCAGGAUGGUCCCAUUAGAAAUUGGACUGCUAAAAAAUCUUCAGACCCUCCAUUUGGCUGAAAAUAAUUUCAACGGAUCGAUACCUCGAGAAAUAGGUCAGCUAACAUCACUGAUUGAACUUUCUUUGUAUAGCAACAAUCUCACUGGUAACAUUACUGUUUCUCUGGGAAAUUUGAGCAAGUUAGCUUAUUUAUAUUUGAAUCAAAACAAUCUUUCUGGUUCCAUCCCUCCAGAAAUGGGGAAUCUAUUUAAUCUUGUGGAGCUCAACAUAGGCUCCAACCAUCUAAUAGGUUCCAUCCCAUCAAGCUUUGGAAAGUUGAAUAAGUUAGCUAUGCUACAUUUGUUCAAUAAUCAACUAUCUAGUUUCAUUCCCCCAGAGAUUGGGACUUUGAAAUCGCUUUAUAAUCUAAGCCUUCAUACAAACAACCUUUCUGGCUCAAUUCCGACAUCAUUGGGUAAUCUGAGCUCCCUCAAUACUCUGUAUCUCCACACUAAUCAUCUGUUUAGUUCCAUUCCUAAUGAGUUAGGAAACCUGAAAUCCCUCAAUGAUUUGCAAUUUCACCACAACCGGCUGAAUGGUUCAAUUCCUGCUUCAUUUGGUAAUCUGACUGAGUUAAAAAUUUUAUCUCUCUGUGACAACCAGCUUUCUGGCCUUGUCCCACAAGAAUUGGGAAAUUUGGAACUGGUUAUGCUUAAUAUAGACAAUAAUCAACUCUUUGGCUAUCUGCCAAAACAAAUUUGUCAAGGCGGAAAACUGCAGAGAUUGAUUGUAACCAACAAGUUCAUUGGUCCAGUCCCCAAAGGCUUAAGCAACUGCUCAAGCUUAAAGAGAGUUCGCCUCGAUGGCAACCAACUCACAGGAAAUUUGUCUGAAGAUUUUGGUGUCUAUCCAAACUUGGAAUUCAUUAAUCUAAGUGGAAAUGAAUUUCAUGGUGAGCUAUCGGAUAAUUGGGGUAGGUGCAAAAAAUUGAAAACUUUUUGCAUCGCAGGAAACAACAUCACAGGUAGCAUACCAUUGGAGCUAGCAAGUUUACCUCAAUUGCAAUGGCUUGAUCUUUCUUCAAAUCAUUUAUAUGGGGAGAUUCCAAAGGAAUUUGGAAGGUUGGUUUCUAUGUUGAUGCUGCAUUUGAAUGACAACCAACUUUCUGGUGGUAUACCUCAGGAACUAGGGUCACUAAAUGAUCUGUUGUAUCUUGACUUAUCCACAAACAAAUUGAGUGGGCCGAUACCAGGAUUUGUAGGUGACUGGUUGCAAUUGUAUUACUUAAACUUGAGUGACAACAAUUUAUGCCAAGAAAUUCCAAUUCAGAUGGGCAAGUUAGUUCACUUGUCCAUUCUCGAUUUGAGUCAUAAUUCAUUGUCAGGGAAGAUACCAUCGGAAAUCAAAAGUAUGCAGAGUUUGGAAUUGUUCAAUCUCUCCCAUAAUCACCUCUUUGGGUUCAUUCCAAAGGAUUUUGAAACCAUGACUGGAUUGUUGCAUAUUGACAUAGCCUACAAUGAGUUCAACGGUCCCAUCCCUAAUAGCGCAGCCUUUCUGAAUGCUUCCAUAGAAGAAUUGCAAGGGAAUACAGGUCUAUGUGGGAACAUAACGGGAUUGAAACCUUGCCAAAAUCAUUCUCAGGUAUUAAGGUCGGGCCAAAAACUCAUUCUCAUUAUCGUGCUCCCCCUUCUUGGAACUGUAUUUUCUGUGUGUGCAUUCAUUAUACUUCUCAUCAUUGCUAAGAAAAGCAAGAGAAUACCACAAGUGGAACAGAAUACGAUGCACACCAAAGAUCUGUUUUCAAUAACAACUUUUGAUGGGAGAGCAAUGUAUGAUGAAAUUUUACGAUCCACAAAUGAUUUUGAUGCCACAUAUUGCAUCGGACAGGGAGGCUAUGGAACUGUCUACAAAGCAACGCUGCCAUUGGAUAAGAUAGUAGCUGUGAAGAAGCUUCAUUCCUUAUCUGAGAUGGAAGAUCAUAAAGGUUUUCUAAAUGAAGUAAGGGCAUUGACAGAAAUAAGGCAUCGAAACAUUGUCAAAUUUUUUGGUUUUUGUUCACAUGCUCGACAUUCAUUUCUGAUUUAUGAGUACCUGGAAAGGGGUAGCUUGUCCACGACGUUGAGCGUAGAAGAUGAAGCUAAGAAAUUAGACUGGCCUAAGAGGGUGAAUAUUGUCAAGGGAGUGGCUCGUGCUUUGUCAUACAUGCACCAUGAUUGCUCACCACCAAUUGUGCAUCGAGACAUAACAAGUAGCAACAUUUUGCUGGAUACCGAGUAUGAGGCUUGUGUUUCGGAUUUUGGCACUGCCAAGCUACUGAAGUUAGACUCAUCGAAUUGGAGUGCACUUGCAGGCACGUAUGGGUAUAUUGCACCAGAGCUUGCUUCGACAUUGAAAGUAACCGAAAAGUGUGAUGUCUAUAGCUUUGGAGUGUUGACACUGGAAGUGAUGAAAGGAAACCAUCCGGGGGAUUACAUCACUUCUUUUCUAUCUCCAUCAGCAGAGAACAUACAAUUGAAAGAUGUUUUGGACCAGCGCCUUCCAGCUCCCUCUCUUGAAGUUGAGGAAGAAGUGGUGGUAUACAUUAUAGAAUUGGCAAAAACAUGUUUACAUGUUGAUCCAAAAUUUAGGCCAACAAUGUAUGAUGUUUCUCAGCAGUUGUCAACCCGGGCAGGAGCCAGACUUUUUUAG